AUGAAGAUCGCAGCAGCACUAGCUACCACUCUCCUGCUCGUCUCCAUAGCAACGAGGGCGCUAGCGGAUGGAGAGUGUAAUCCCGGCGACACGAAGAAGGAUGACUGCAACUCGUGCAUCUGUGCGAAGGGCGGCGUCUGGGCGUGCACACAGAUGGCCUGCCCCAAAGUACAGGAGGCAUGUACUCCGGGCGAAAGGAAGAAGAUUGACUGCAACUGGUGCACUUGUGUAAAAGAAGCAGGCUGGGCAUGCACCAAGAUAGCUUGUCCCACAGUCAAGGAAGUCCAAAUGAAAUGCGAGCCUGGCACUACUUUCAAAGAAGACUGCAACAUCUGCGUCUGUGGUUCGGACGGCAUCACAGCAGCCUGCACACUUAAAGAGUGUUCCGGUCGCAGGCGUCGCGAAUUUGAAGAUAAUGAUACUGUACAUGUUAAUGAACAGUUAGUGGAUAUAGAGAUGACUAAGUUUUUCCAAAGACCUAUAAUAACAAAAUCUUAA
Schistocerca piceifrons (Central American locust) is the source of this 498-nucleotide messenger RNA. Its product is annotated as serine protease inhibitor I/II-like. NCBI's taxonomy places the organism in Eukaryota, Metazoa, Arthropoda, Insecta, Orthoptera, Acrididae. The transcript has 5 exons. Gene Ontology annotation, molecular function: peptidase inhibitor activity. Bases 1 to 498 code for a protein of 165 amino acids. The record is from RefSeq and is a predicted model, not a curated record.